GGGCGAACUCGGAAGAUGAAGAGUAUACGGGAGGGAGGUGCCGGUGAACAUGCAGAUUAUUGGGUGUUCUUAAAGUCCGGUGAAGAAUUUUUGGCUUAUAAGGUAGAUGAUUGGCACAAAUUCCUCCCUGCUAUCACUCAUAAAACCCUGGAUAUAGAUCAAGCGGAAGAGAAGUUUUUAGAACGUAACAAAGUUAUGAACCAGUUCGCCUUGAAGGCGCAAAUUAUGAGUCAACUCAAAGCGGGUGAGGAAGACGGAGAACAAUCAGAGAAACCAGCAAGGACAUUAAAAAUCAAAGACGGGUACAGCUCCUCCGACUCCGAUGGUUCGGAAGAUGAUCGGAAUGAUGAGGAGGGAGCUCAAAAGAAAAAGGAUAGUGUACUGAAAAAGAAAAAAGCGCAUGAAAAACCAAAAAAAGACAAGCGUCAAAGAGUGGAAAAUGGCGAUGAAGUGGCUCGUAAGUUCAGCACAUCUUCUGGUAUCGUUUGCUACGUUGGAAAACAAAAUUUGCAGCAUAUGAGUCUUCUGAUGGCGAAGAUGAAGGAAGGGAAUACGACUACAUGUCAGACAGUGGAUCUGAGUCAGAGUAAGUUCAUUUUCAGAUUUUUGAAGCUAUUUUUUGAAGUUCUAUUUGCGCUACAUUGGUGUCUUUUGCACCCGAUUAACCUUUUUUUUCUCACACGAUGA
This is a messenger RNA of Strongylus vulgaris, 687 nucleotides long. The record is from the annotation of a GenBank genome assembly. Lineage: Eukaryota; Metazoa; Nematoda; Chromadorea; Rhabditida; Strongylidae.